UGUUCAGUUCAGAUCACAUUCGACGUCACUGCCACCAUGUUGGAUCAGGAAGUGGGCAGAGUCGAAACAGGAAUACCGAGCCGAGUUUAACGUCAACGGCCGUCUUUAUUCGAUCGGUCAACCAUUUCACUGUUCUCACCUUUAACAUUCAGGUUACAUGCUGCGUGGCUUUCUAGCAGGUCGAGGUAGGCGCUUUUCUUCGGAUUUGAUCGUUUUGCAGCACCAGCUAUGGCAUCUCUAACGCAGAGAACCUCGGGCCUCGUCCAGAGGAGGACCGAGGCCAUUCGCAGCGCCGCCGUCGACAAGGAGAGGGAGUCCGGCGGGGAGGAGGACGAAGCGCGCCGCGGGGAGGAGGAGGACGACGACAAGGGGGACUCGAAGGAAACCAGGCUCACACUGAUGGAGGAAGUGUUGCUCUUGGGCCUCAAGGACCGAGAGGGCUACACGUCUUUCUGGAACGACUGUAUUUCUUCCGGUCUUCGCGGAUGUAUGCUGGUCGAGCUGGCCCUCAGAGGGAGGCUACAGCUGGAGCCCUGCGGUGUGAGGAGGAAAAGCCUGCUCUCAAGGAAGGUAAUCUGCAAGUCAGAUGCCCCGACGGGAGAUGUGCUACUAGAUGAGGCCCUGAAGCACAUAAAAGAAACCCAGCCUCCAGAGACUGUCCAGAGCUGGAUAGAGCUGCUUAGUGGAGAGACUUGGAAUCCCCUGAAGCUGCACUACCAGCUGAGAAAUGUUAGAGAACGUCUGGCCAAAAACCUGGUGGAGAAGGGUGUCCUCACCACAGAGAAACAGAACUUCCUGCUUUUUGACAUGACCACACAUCCGCUCACCAACAGUACUAUUAAACAGCGCCUCGUCAAGAAGGUACAGGACUCUGUUUUGGAGAAGUGGGUCAACGACCCCCACCGCAUGGACAAGAGGGUUCUGGCGCUGAUCCUUCUGGCCCACUCAUCCGACGUUCUUGAGAAUGCCUUCGCCCCACUCCAAGACGACCAGUACGACCUGGGCAUGAAGAGAGUCCACACUCUGCUAGAGCUGGAGCCAGAGAAAGAGAGCACAAAGCCCAACGUCAAUGAACUUAUGUGGGCUGUUGUGGCCACAUUUACUAAAUGAGAACACCUGAUUGGUUGGACUGGAAGAUCUGGCUAUGGUCUGUGUUAUUUAAUUGGUUGAAGGACUUCACUUAAUGAGACAGACUUUAAUAAGACAAUCUAUUUUGGUUGGGGAGCCUGUUUGUACAUCUAUUCCGGAUGACAUUUUGGUGGUAGUCCAUAUUAACCCAGUGCAAUCUGAUUGGUGGUGGGCUUCACCAAGUAACAUUUGAUGGGUUGGAAUGCUCUCUAAAUGAAUCUGACGCUGCUGGGUAAACAUCAACACUACGAACAGAUGGGCUUCUGUUGAUGUUAGAUGAUAUCAAAGUACAAAGCAGGUGGCAGCAGUAGUCAUGGUGAAUAUGAAGAUUUUGACUGGGGCCAAGUUUACCUUCAACACUAAGGAAACAUUUCUCCAUUACAACAAGAUCUGGCUAGAAUCAAAUCCUGGUCUCGUCUCCAUACUCUCCCCACAUGCUUAUGCAAGGAUCAAGGAUAGCAAAUUACACGGCUGUCGAUGCUCUUUGCAGUCACGCAGGUCUCCUGCAUCCGUCUAUUCAUUCCCACUUGUGUUGGGAGUGCAUACUUAGGGUUACUGUUAGAAUAGACUACCUGAAUGUUUUAUCGAUUCACGCUGUCUUCUCAUUAAAUUCUCUUUUCUCCUUUCUUCCUCAUUGCAUUUUUAGGAGGAAAGAGAGAACACAAACGCUUGAGUUCAGUUGCUGCAUCAUUAAGAGUAAACCAGUUAAUUUGGCCCUUAUAGUCUCUGACCUAAAUGAAGAAUUAAACCUUGAGUCUAGCAUUGUCUUAUUAGUUUGCUGUUUUUGCAAUGGGUCCACUCUGUUUAUAGAAUGAGACUAGUCUUCCAUUUCUAUUUAUGUUGCUAAUCGAUGCUUGGAGUAGCCUGCCAUUUGUUACUAUUUUGCACAGUCAAUAGCCCUGUAGGUAUAGAGAUUUUUUGGGGGUUGAGUAACACACUUGUGAAGAUGAGAUUGAAAAUUAUGAACCAUAGGAACAAUGGUUUAAAAAAAAAAGAUCUGACUUAUUUUGUCUACAGCUAUUGAUCUAUAUGCAUACUUUAAAAUCAUUCCUCUGGACAUAUAAAAAAAAAAGCUUCUGUUAAUAUUUUUAAGUGCGAAUUGAGAUGUAAAGAUGCAGGAAAAGCAAACGAUGAUCAAAUCUGUUCUGAUCUGGAUUGCUGUGAACAGCCUACACAAGAUUUACAAUAUGAUCAUUAGCAGUUGUUUAUACAAAUGGGCUAGGAAAUGUUAGCCAAACGGGCUAGUUUCAGUCCAGAAAAGGUUAAAGGGUCGAUUCACCAGAAUUGAAAAAAACAUUAUCUCGUAUAACACUGGUGGUAUCUAGCUGUGCAGUUAGUUUUGGUUUUAUUUAGCUUUUGAAAUAUGUCUCGGAGAUAUCUGCCUCUAUCUUAAUACAAUGAGGGUAAAUGGAAUUUCCUUUUAAGAUGCAGUAAAAUCAUUCGGAAACAUCUCUUUCUGGAGUUUCCUGAAACUAGUCCACAAACUUUACUGUAAACCUUUUUUCUUUGGAACUACUUUGCACAGAAAAGAACUAUGAAAACAACGGUUAUCAGCAUGGUCUGUGGAAUCACUAGUUACCAACAGAGGUAAGUGAGACAACGUGUUCUGUAAUUUGGGUGAACCGACCCUUGUAAGUUUCCCUCUCGCAAUAUAAUGUAUCUCUCAGUUUGUAUGUCGUGUCAUAUUUAGAAGUUAUUUCUCUCUGAUAGGCCCACGUGGGCAUGUUGUAUUGUUUCAUACAUGCAGAUGAUGGGAGGGUUACUUGGGCCCCAGUGAAUCCUUUUGUUAAAGACUGAAACUGUUCAACAACAUGCAAUCCAUUGGAGCAACAACUAUCUCCAAACACGCUUUAGUGCAGAUCUGGGAAAACUUCUGUUUCAAUAUAAAAUCAUGAUUGUAAACAUCAUGCUGGUCUGAUGAGUGUGAUGUAUGAGGUUAUAUCACCUAUUGUUUCAUGGCAUACUUACAGUUGUGUCUUCUUUUUUUCUACCAACAAAAUACCAAGAGGUAUGAAGAAUUGUUGAGAUCCGUUUACAGCAAAGAGACCAUGCAUGCUAUUGGUGGAGGGCCGGGGUACUAGCGGAUGUAGCUACAGAGAAAAGGCUUGUAUGUAAUUAUUAGUCAUUUUAUGUGUACACUCUAAUGGAAUUCAAUGAAAGGGAUGUUCUCUCCUAUCCUCUAUAAUUCUGUAUGCUUUUGUAUUACUACACAAAAUAAAGUAAGGAUCCUUUAAGUGCCUGAAUUGA
This is a messenger RNA of Siniperca chuatsi (mandarin fish), 3375 nucleotides long. Its product is annotated as Golgi phosphoprotein 3-like. Gene Ontology annotation, molecular function: phosphatidylinositol-4-phosphate binding. Lineage: Eukaryota; Metazoa; Chordata; Actinopteri; Centrarchiformes; Sinipercidae. Gene Ontology annotation, cellular component: Golgi cisterna; trans-Golgi network; cytosol. Bases 229 to 1110 code for a protein of 293 amino acids. The transcript has 5 exons. The record is from RefSeq and is a predicted model, not a curated record. Gene Ontology annotation, biological process: Golgi vesicle budding; Golgi to plasma membrane protein transport; Golgi organization.